This is a messenger RNA of Cheilinus undulatus (humphead wrasse), 1928 nucleotides long. RefSeq lists its product as uncharacterized. The record is from RefSeq and is a predicted model, not a curated record. The coding region runs from base 388 to 1194 and encodes 268 amino acids. Lineage: Eukaryota; Metazoa; Chordata; Actinopteri; Labriformes; Labridae. Gene Ontology annotation, cellular component: plasma membrane. The transcript has 5 exons.
GGCUCAUCCUCGUCUCGCGCACGAGCCACUACAGCGUGCUGUCCAAACCGAGGAAGUCGAUGAUGCAGUAAAGGAAGCAGUGUGGGAGGAUUUCUGUAGAUGAAAAGCUGCUCUAGGGGAGGUAGAGAGGCGAAUGUGUAGAGGCUCUCGCAGGAUUCCACUUCACGGAAUCCCAACGUGUUUAUUUAGUACCGGGCACAGAGGAGCACCGUUGCGCAGUCUUUACGCACAACCAUAGCACAUAAAAGAGGGAUUUACUGUCCAUCAACGGCAUGUCAGCGGCAACUGCCUCAAUAACAGAUGUGUCAAGGACUAAUUUUAACAAAGAUGACGGGCGUGACCGGAGUAGCUCAGGUAGGACCGUGCUAAAAAGGUCAGUGCACACCUAUGCCCUUACCAGCUCUGGGCACCCAAAAGAUCAUCCAGGGAAAUGGUACUAAUGUUGGCACGGUCAUUUCCCUGCAGUGCCCAGCCAAACACAAAUUGAUAGGAGGGGAGCUGAUAUGUGUACUGGGCCCAAACAGCACCCAGUGGGUGGGCGAGACCUACUGUAAACCUCUGUCUCCUUUUGAGGUCCACGGUUUCCGUGUGGCUGUCCUUGCAUCCAUUGUGAGCUCAGUCAUUAUCCUCCUCAUGUCAAUGGCCUUCAUCACCAGCUGUUUGCUCGACUGCACUGAAGAGGAGAAAAAGAAAGAGCAGGAAAAUAAUCCAGAAAUGUGGCAGUGGGAGGAGCCGCAGGAGGACAGCAGGUCACGACACAGCCAUAAAGGCAGGAACAACAACAACAACAAUACUCAGGAGAAGCUGUUUUCACUGUGGGACAACAGUAUCCCAGCCCUCUGUGAUGACACACAGGCCAGCAGAUAUCAUCAACAGUACACUUUUAGACCUGCCUGCACAUGUGGCCCUUCUCCACUGCAGUCUGCACUCCCUGGCUGUGAUUAUGACCAGCCUCUAUUACCCAGAAACCAAGAGUGUGCAUCCAAUCAGCCACCUCAAUACGUCAGACCUCCUCAGUCAUCCUAUCAGAGUGUGAGUUCAUGCUCUGACCAUGCUCCUGCAAUAGGGACUGGGUUGGUGUGGCAGUAUGGAGGACAUCAAGCCAGUUUGUCGGACAGAAACUCACCAAAUCCAGACGAGUCCAACUUAAGGGAUGCAAAGAAAGAAUUUUCUAUUCGGAUUAUACCAGUGUGAGGAAACAUCCAAGUGCAGUGUUUGCAUCAAUAUAAUGCUUGUUUACAGUCCAUGAGCGUUAGCUGUACUGACAACGACAGAAGGAACUGAACACUCUCAGUCUUCUUGAAAUGACCUGCAGCUCUGCUCAUGAACACACUGAGGGAAAACUGAUCUGACUCAUGUGCCUUCUUUGAAAUGAAAUGGCACACUGCACUCUGUGGGAGAAGGGACGCCAUUGCACCUUCAGGAUUGCAGCCUUGUUUGAUGACGAUGGAGAGUCAGGGUCCCUGUGUGCCCUCAAUAAGAUACCAAUGGCAUUGGUAUCUUGAGAUUAAAUUGUAACAAUGUGAUAAAUUGAACAAUUGUGGCAAUUUAAUUACAAAGUUUUCGGGCAGCUAAAGAACUUGUUAGAAAAAACUCAAAUCUGAACAGGAAAGUCUUGGUUGUUAGAUGAGAAGAUCAGCUGUAAAAUUCUGGCCAGUAUGUAAAUAUUCAAAAUAAAGCUUACAAAGAAUUACAAUAUUAAAAGUGAUAAUUGUUUGCAAUAAAACAAUGUCUGCAAUGCAUUUCUGUAGAUAGAUAGAUAGAUAGAUAGAUAGAUAGAUAGAUAGAUAGAUAGAUAGAUAGAUAGCAUAAAACAGAAAAUGUUCUACAGCACCCUAGAUAUUACACUGUAAACGUGUGCAAGCUAUCAUAAUGAUACGAUAAUUUAUAGGAUUAUGAUCGUUCCAAUUAUGUUUGUUAAACAAAAC